Messenger RNA from Podospora pseudocomata, 961 nucleotides. RefSeq lists its product as uncharacterized. The record is from RefSeq and is a predicted model, not a curated record. The transcript has 2 exons. Lineage: Eukaryota; Fungi; Ascomycota; Sordariomycetes; Sordariales; Podosporaceae. Bases 316 to 645 code for a protein of 109 amino acids.
AAGCACCUACCUUCACGCAAAGCUAGUUGCUCUUCCUGGCUUGCACCACUUACAACUACAAAGUCAACAUUUUGCUACACAUAAGUAUCAGUGGAGCAACUCAGAGUUACUUUACCAGAAACGCGAUUCAGAGCAAGGCUCAAGGCAAGGGGGGCUCUCGCAUCGCCAGCAAUAAACUCGAACCCGCCAACAAAACCCGCCCUAACCCGCCCCUUGUCCCGUCCUUCCCGCGCCCCCCUUGUGCUGGUCCUUGUUUUUCUCACAUGUUGAUGUCAGAACUUGCAUUCUUCAACCCUGAAGUAGACAAUAUUUCCCAUGUACCGCAUCGCUUCGAUUGUCAAGCAAAAACCUUACUGUUUAGGUUACAUGUCAACAGAAGAAGAUACCUCAGCCAAAGUCUACAGACGUCGAUUUUCCCUCCAGGACAGCCUCAUUUUCCCCAGUCUACAUACCCUACCAUUCAGUCUCCAUCUCCUGCAAGCCCACACCGCCGUUACGGCGAAGGAUUCUAUAUGGACAGGGGUAGGUGUGCGGAUUAGCAUAUCAAGAGCAACCACGAUGAUAAACAUCAAGUUUAAAAGGCUGAUGAGCUGGUCAGCAGCUCCGUUGUAUUCAUGCAGGUGGGGAGGGAUGUUUGGAUGUUGACGUGGUGGACUUUGUGAGGACUCGGGGUUUUGCCUGCUUAAGCUAGGUGAGAACAGCCAGCUGUUGUUGAGGUUGUGUUGUUAACCUACCUUUGUUGUGCUGGUACGGAUGUAUGAGUUGUUUCCCUGAUGCUAGUGUGCUGGCCGGCGCCCAGGCUGAUAGUCGAGACUCGAUGGGGUAUAUGGUACACCGUUACAAAGCAAGCCGGGGUUUUUCUCGAUCGCAAGAACGUCCAGCAGGUGCAUGAUGCUGUUUGAAGAUUCUUAGAAUUCUUAGUAGUCACUCGGUCUCGUUCAGUAAUAGAUAGGUACCGUCG